This is a messenger RNA of Darwinula stevensoni, 954 nucleotides long. The record is from the annotation of a GenBank genome assembly. Lineage: Eukaryota; Metazoa; Arthropoda; Ostracoda; Podocopida; Darwinulidae.
GCGAUUCACAAGGUCUUAUCUGCCUUACGACCACAAACAGAGCGUAGAGGUGGUCAAUUAUGGUGUGUUUUUGGCUGCGGGGGCAACCGAGAUGCGAGCAAACGUCCGCUCAUGGCUCGUGCAGCGGCUACAUUGGCAGAUCAAUUGGUCAUCACCAGUGAUAACCCUCGAUAUGAAGAUCCCUUGCAGAUUAUUGAGCAUGUUUUAGGGGGCUUAACAGCGGGUACGCAGCAUAUAGUCGAACCGGAUCGCGCCCUAGCCAUUGACUAUGCUAUUGCCCACGCAAAUGAAAAGGAUGUGGUUGUGUUGGCAGGCAAAGGUCAUGAAUCCACACAAGAAAUUGCUGGCGAGAAGACCCCCUUUAGCGAUGCACUUAUAGCUAAACAAUGUUUAAAUCAUCGCAGCAACACCAAGGGAGAAAGCAUCGCCCAUUGGUUGGGUGCAGAGGAACAAAAUUGUCCCGAUAUCCUAUGCAAUCGAAUUAAUACCGACACCCGCCAAUUAAAGACCCAAGAUUUAUUUGUGGCGUUAAAGGGGGAGAAUUUUGAUGCCCAUGAUUUUUUAGAAGAGGUGGCGCAAUUCGAAGGCGUAGCGGCCAUUGUGUCGCAAACGGCAACCGUACCGGCCACACUUCCCGUCAUACGGGUUGCAGACCCGCUAUCUGCCUUGCAAAAAAUAGCAAAAAAAUGGCGCUAUCAUUUUCGCUUGCCGACGAUUGCAGUAACUGGGAGCAAUGGUAAAACGACUGUUAAGGAAAUGUUAGCGCAUAUUGGUCGAACAUGGGUAGGUGACGAAGCCGUGAUUGCAACACAAGGCAAUUUAAACAAUGACAUUGGCGUGCCACUGUCUGUGUUACGCCUUAAUUCACAACAUCGCUAUGCGGUGUUUGAGUUGGGGAUGAAUCAUUCGGGAGAAAUUGCGGUCAUUGCUCCCAUAGUCCUUCCUCACAUCGCG